GGGGGCCGGGGUGGGGUGGGGCAGGAUGCUGGAUGGCCAGCUAUUCUCCGAGGGGCCCGACAGCCCCCGGGAGCCCCAGGAUGAGGAGUCUGGCAGCUGCCUCUGGGUGCAGAAAUCCAAGCUGCUGGUGAUCGAAGUGAAGACAAUUUCCUGUCAUUAUAGUCGCCGCGCCCCUCCUCGACAGCCCAUGGACUUCCAAGCCAGCCACUGGGCCCGUGGGCCCCAGAGCCGCACGUGUGGGCCGCGCUCGGGAUCCCCUGAACCGCCGCCCCGCCGUCCCUGGGCCUCCAGGGUGCUGCAGGAGGCGACCAACUGGCGGGCGGGGCCCCCGGCCGAGGCCCGAGCCCGGGAGCAAGAGAAAAGGAAAGCGGCAUCGCAAGAGCGGGAGGCCAAGGAGACCGAGCGAAAAAGGCGCAAGGCUGGUGGGGCCCGAAGGAGCCCCCUCGGUCGGCCCCGCCCGGAACCUCGGAACGCCCCUCGGGUGGCCCAGCCUGUAGGGCCCUCAGCUCCUUCACGACCCGAGCGCCUGGGGCUGGCGGGGCGACCGCCCCGUCCAUCCGCGCAGCCUCAGAGCGACCCAGGGGCGGCGUGGGCGGGGCCCUGGGGAGGUAGGCGGUCAGGGCCCCCCAGCUACGAGGCGCACCUGCUGCUAAGGGGCGCAGCCGGGACGGCCCUGCGACGACGCUGGGACCGCCCGCCACCCUACGUGGCUCCACCUUCUUACGAAGGCCCCCACAGGACCUUGGGGUCUAAGCGAGGCCCCGAGCCCUCCCAGGCGCCCGCCUCAGCAGCCUGUGCUCCGACUCCGGCCAGGACAGAGGGAGGGUUCACAAAGAAGAGGCUGGAUCCUCGGAUCUAUCGGGAUGUCCUCGGGGCUUGGGGUCUCCGACAGGGACGGGGUCUCCUGGGGGGAUCCCCAGGCUGUGGAACAGCCAGGCCAAGGCUGGAGUCCGGCAAAGGGGCCGUGGAGAAAAGCCUGGGGCUGGCUAGUGCCGGCCCGAAUAGUGGUAGUGACAGCCAUCCCCAAGCCAAAGCUGCUGGGAGCCCAAGCUCGGAGACAGCUCCUGCGGGGUUGGCCGCUGCGACUCCCAGCCCACCGCGUCCCGCUCCCAGGUCCAGGCCCCAUCUCAAGGGCCCCGGGGAAGGGAAAGAAAGUAGGGAACAGAGCUGGCUCCCCAAAUGCUGGAUUCCCUCCCUUAAAAGGCAGCCACCGCGACAUAGCCAGACCCUCCCCAGACCCUGGGCUCCAGGAGGCACUGGAUGGAGAGAGUCCCUGGGUCAUAGAGAGGGGGCAGGACCUGAGACCUUGGAGGGUUGGAAAGGGGCCCGCCGCGCCCACACCCUGCCCCGCAGCUCCCGCGGCCCUGCUCGGCGAGAAGGCGUCUUUGUCAUUGACGCCACGUGCGUGGUGAUACGCUCCCAGUACGUUCCAACCCCUCGAACCCAGCAUGUACAGCUUCUGCCCAAUGGGGUGCCGCGCGUCGGGGGGGAUGCCCCUAACCAACCGAAGCCCAACAAGGAAGAGGUCGAGGGAGUCGCGGCCUUUCCCUCCCCAUGCCAAAAACUGCUGUUGAGCAGUCGCCUUUCACACCAGCUCGGUGGGGGGCGAGGGUUCGAAGCUGAGGGCGGGAAGCCCCCGGACUCCUCCUUGGAGGAGCGCGCCUCGCGCAUCUUGGGGCUCCCGGUUGGCGAAGUAAACCUGCAGGACGCCCCCACGCAGCCAGGUAGCCCAGAGCGCUCAGUCUUAGGCCCACCGGCUUCGGGAGGCGCGGGCAGUGCCGAGGGCUCGGAGGAAGUGGCGGCUGUCCCGCGGCGCGCGGGCCGGGGCUGGGCGCGGACCCCAGGGCCCUACGCCGGGGCCCUGCGGGAAGCCGUGUCCCGCAUCCGGCGUCACACUGCCCCGGACUCGGACUCAGACGAAGCUGCGGAGCUCAGCGUCCACAGCGGCUCUUCUGAUGGAAGCGACACCGAAGCCUCGGGCGCCUCCUGGCGAAAUGAGCGGCCCCGGCCCGGGGAAGGCGGGAAGACGGCAGAGCUGAGCGACAGUAUCCGAGAGAUUCUAGAUGUCAUCAACCGAACCGAGGAGGCCUUCUUCGGAGAAAGGGACACUAAGGGGAUGCCACAGGGAAAUAGGGAGCAGCAGUGAGAGGCCCUUUCUUGUAUUUGUGUUCCCCAACCUUUCCAUCUUUGGGCCCACUGGUCCUCUUUCUUCCUCACAGACUUCCUUGUACCCCUUACCGAUAGCCGUUCCCACACUUGAAAUAGCAGCCGCCCGAUUGAAAGGAAAGGGAGCAUGUGGCAAUUCAUGGUUUCUUUCUUUUUUUUUUUUUCUUUGUCCUUUCCUUUCUUACUUUCCUUUCCCUUCCUUUCCUUUCCGGGAGAGGCGAGGAUGAGCAGUUGACUUUAAUCCCUGCUCCAUUCAGGGCACUGGGGUAAAAUCUUCACCAGGGGCAGAUGAACUAGUUGUGGAGCUGAGCAGAGAGACCUAGCCAGGACCAGGAGGGAGGGCAGGGAUGGUAUAGUCAUAGGAGGGCAACUUAGGGCGGAGUCUCUGGGCUGGAGGGGGAAAGUGAUGGAAGAGGCUUCUGAGUGAGGUGACCAGGUGACAUAGAGGCCUUUGGCAGAAGAGGAAGGGACCCAGAAGCAACCAGCAAAACAGGAAGAGGGCUUACUUUGGUGUCACAAGGCCCCAAACAAGGUUCCAAUCCCAACUCUGACACUGACUGCUGGGUGACCUUAGCCAAGUCACUUCCCUUCUCCAGGCCUACUAAUAUGUAAAAUGAGGGAGUCCUAACAUCAUCUCUGAUGUUUUGGAUCCUUGGGGGAGGAUGUGUAUCUUAUCCUCUCCUCCACUGGCAGAGAAAGAGAAUUAGGAAUAAAUGUACGGAGUCUGAGUGUCCCUGGGUGGCUUCAUUUUCACCUGCACUCGUUCACAACUCAAGAGAUUGUCCAAGGUUUGCAGAAGAUCUGAGUGAGUGGGUGAGGGCUUCUAUCCCAGUAUCUUAGGUUUAGGUGAGGGCUCCCCAAAGCAGAGCAGGAGUGUGGCCUUGUCACUGUCCCUGGCCUGCAGUGGUCUGAGCUGGGGAGGGAAGGCAGCCAGUGAAUCAGCUUGGGACCUCUUUAGGCCUUCCCCUUUUCCUCCUCCCCAGUGUUCCUUAGUGAUGCUAUGAAUUGUUACCACAAUUUCACACCCCGGUGGUAUCACUCAUCUGAAAGAACCCUGAAAAUUUCUUGCAUCUCUGCCUCUUCCAGAAACCUUGGCCAGGGAAGGAAGAGGGAGGCUGGUCCCCAAAAGCCUGUAGGUGUGGGGUGUGAUACUCGCUGUAGCCACUAUGGGGCGCGCGCAGGUCGCGGAUUUCCCCAGUAGCUAAUUCCCGAGUCCCCCGCCCCGUACCCAGGCACUGCUAGUUAACCAGUUGAUUCCCAGUUACUGCGCGCCGGUCCCCCCGCCUUCCAGCCGUGUGAGGUCGGGGGCAGUCCUCUGGCCUUCUAGACUUCUGGAGCGCGCGGAGCCCCUCUUUGUACUCACCCACGCCAAGUGGCUUGGGACCCAGACACUGAAGUCUUUUUUCUCUACCAUCUUGGAGAGCUCUGUCUCUAUUUACUAGCCAUGCGAAUUUGGCCAAAUCACUUCACCUCCCUGAGCCUCAGUUUCCUCAUCUGUCAAAUGGGGGUUUAUAAACACCUACCUCGCAGGGUUGUUGUGAGGAUUUUAUGCGAUAAUGUAUGUAAAGCGCCUUGCACAGUGCCUGGCACACAGUAGGCGCUCAAUAAAUCUAAGCUUCCCUUUGUCCAA
Molecule: messenger RNA, 3796 nt
Organism: Leopardus geoffroyi (Geoffroy's cat)
Lineage: Eukaryota; Metazoa; Chordata; Mammalia; Carnivora; Felidae
Gene: DDN
Product: dendrin
Exons: 2
Coding region: 26-2146 (706 amino acids)
Source: RefSeq, a predicted model, not a curated record